GUGACAUGGAACAAUUUUGACUGUUGGCUAUUUUUAAAGACAGCAUUGCCAGAAAAAAAAAAAAGCUUUUAAAGAAUCUAAAGAUUGACGGCAGUUCUACACCACUGCAAAUGACAGCAAAACAAUUUGCACACAAAUCUCUUUUAAUGUUUGCGUUGAACAUCAAGUAUCAAGUUUAGCUCCCUUGUUAUCAAAUGAGCUUUGCUGUUUUGCCGGCUCUCCAAAUAGGCUGUCGUCAGUUAACAGCGAUUCUGGAAGUAGUCGAGAAGGUUUCGCAGGUGGCGGGCUGCGUUGGAAACCUCAAGCUUUGGCAUCUCAAAACGAACGCGUGCCAGCAGGUGUUUUAACGAUCGCUUGGAUGAAGUCUUGCCUGACUUGUGCAGGUUGUGCCAUGCCGCGGUCGUUUCUUGUGAGGGGUAAAAGGAAUCACCCCCCUGGUGCGCCCAAGGACUUCUUUAGACGGCGGGAUCAAUCUCACGCUGAUCAAGUUCAGCCGGCGGACACCGAAGAUAACGUGCGGCCCGAUUUCCCGAAGGAGCCUACAUCUGAGGGAGAUCCCCCAUGGGAGGGAACGUCUUUGCAGAGUCAACAAUGUCUUCCAAAGGAUCUCUGCGCAUCUGCAAACUCCGGUGAGAGGACUACUCAUGCAGUGCGGGACUCUGCUUGGUCAGCGGAAAGACACCAGACGUCAGAUAGAGAGCGACAACUCGAACGGCUGGUCUUCACGCUACUGUGUCGCGCAUCGCAUACGGACCUCAGAUCUCCACUCAGCCACUGUCCGCUCUGUGAAAAGUCCCUUUCGCAAGACGAUCUGCAGGCUCAUGUCGGCGGCAGCUUUCCUGUCCCCUUGAUGAGGUCCCAAGCCACCGACAUGUCCUCGAUGACUUUCGCUGCAAUUGACAGCUUUGGCAGAACCAAGGCACGAAGCUUUGGCUGCAAGGUGUGUGGAAAAAUGUUCAAGCGCUCGUCGACGCUGUCCACACAUCUGCUCAUCCACUCUGACACGAGGCCUUACCCGUGCCAGUACUGUGGCAAAAGGUUCCACCAGAAGUCAGACAUGAAGAAACACACAUUCAUCCACACAGGUGAGAAACCACACGUGUGUAAGGUGUGCGGCCGAGGAUUCAGCCAAAGCUCCAACCUCAUCACUCACACUCGCAAACACGACGGUCACCGACCGUUCAGCUGCCCGCGCUGUCGCCACAACUUCCAACGCAGGGUCGACCUACAGCGCCACCAAGAGACUCCGUGUGGCUAUGGAAGCAUAUACGCGCAAAACUGACUGCGGCACACCUGUGCCACGCGACAAUGUGCAUGCUAUUUCAAAAGAAGAUUGAUUGUGGAAGUUUUAUCUCGGAAAAAAAAUUGCAUUUGUUCUUUUCA
Molecule: messenger RNA, 1383 nt
Organism: Hippocampus comes (tiger tail seahorse)
Lineage: Eukaryota; Metazoa; Chordata; Actinopteri; Syngnathiformes; Syngnathidae
Product: zinc finger protein Gfi-1b-like
Exons: 5
Coding region: 359-1282 (307 amino acids)
Biological process (GO): regulation of transcription by RNA polymerase II
Molecular function (GO): DNA-binding transcription factor activity, RNA polymerase II-specific; RNA polymerase II cis-regulatory region sequence-specific DNA binding
Source: RefSeq, a predicted model, not a curated record